This is a messenger RNA of Dendrobium catenatum, 968 nucleotides long. Its product is annotated as zinc-finger homeodomain protein 1-like. Lineage: Eukaryota; Viridiplantae; Streptophyta; Magnoliopsida; Asparagales; Orchidaceae. Gene Ontology annotation, cellular component: nucleus. The record is from RefSeq and is a predicted model, not a curated record. The transcript has a single exon. Gene Ontology annotation, molecular function: DNA-binding transcription factor activity; transcription cis-regulatory region binding. Bases 21 to 815 code for a protein of 264 amino acids. Gene Ontology annotation, biological process: regulation of developmental process; regulation of DNA-templated transcription.
GCUAGAGCGUACAGUACGAUAUGGAUUUUGACGAGCAUGAUGACGGCGACGAAGAGAUGGGUAUUCCGACCUACAACCUGGGGCUAAGCAAUUCGGGCCGGGCCAAGCCAGGCGGAGUAACAGAUCUCCCUGCCGGUAACUUUAACCGCAGCGCCGGCAGCGGAGUACGUUACCGCGAGUGCCUGAAGAACCACGCGGUCUCUAUCGGCGGCCACGCCGUUGAUGGCUGUGGUGAGUUCACGGCUGCGGGUGAGGAAGGCACGAUUGAUGCCCUUCGCUGCGCCGCUUGCAACUGCCACCGUAACUUCCACCGCAAGGAUAUGGAAUCCGGCGGAGGCACCGGCGGCGAUCGCUCUGGUUUCCACUCGCCGUACUCUCCGUAUUAUCGGAUGCCAGUGGGAUAUCUUCAGUAUAACCAGAUGGGGAUGGCGGCGGCUGCUGGACAGCAUCGGCCGAUGGGUCCAUUGGCACUUCCAUCAACGUCAGGGGGAGGGCAGAGUAGGGAGGACCCGGAGGAUGUCGGUGGUGGCGGUGGCGUUGGAGGACUUGGAGCAUCGUCGUCGUCGUCGGGAAAAAAAAGGUUUCGAACAAAGUUUACUCCUGAGCAAAAAAACAAGAUGCUGGCUUUUGCGGAGAGAAUUGGGUGGAGGAUUCAGAAGAAUGAUGAGGCGGAGGUUCAGCAGUUUUGUGAAGAAACAAGCAUAAAGCGACAUGUUUUCAAGGUUUGGAUGCAUAAUAACAAGCAUUCUAUCGGUAAGCAAGCCAUAGCUCCAUCGCCUCCUCUUCCUCCACCACCUGAGUCCACCGACCAUUAGGGUUUUCUUCCAGUAUCGACUUCCUAGUCUCUCUCUCUCUCUAUUUAUAUCUCUCAUAUAAUUAAUUUCUUCUUCUCUAAAUUGCUUGUAGCUGUUUAUCUGCAGGUUAGCUUUUGUUUGUUUCUGUUGUAUCUGUUUUCUUUCAGGAGAUCA